AUCUGUGUUCAUUACAAAUAGCAUUUAAUGAAUGCUGCCACUCCGGGAAUAAGAGUUGAUAAGCUGCAAUAUAUAGGCCUAUAACUCGACCAAAACGUGUAGCCUACAUUUAAAAUGGCUUUACAAUUUCAAAACAGCAGUCGCUUCUUCGAGCUCCACUGCUCUACAGGUUUGACUGACUGGGACAUGGAUGAGGAGAUGAAGUUGACCACCACAACAGAUCAGUUUUUUCAAGAUGAGAAGCUGAACGACCAAUACCUCGCCCAGUGGCAUUAUGCAAGGAUAUCCCGCAGGAAAAACAAAUAUGUCCAUGAUCAGAAAUCGGAAUCCUUCGUGAAGUCAAACCUGUGGCUGAUGGUGAAUCCCAACUUGGCCUGCCCAAUUAAAUACAUGAAACGAUCAGUACAUGUACCUUCAGUUGUCAACGUCCCUGUAGAACUGAAAACGCCCCGACAUGCCACCGAACGCCCUGAUCACAGCACGCUCUGCACUUCAUCGGCUGCGGCUCCCUCCUGCCGUGCGCGAUGCGCGCACGCUUCCUCAUCCACCACCGGCUUCAUGCUUGGAGAUGAAGAGAAGGCAGUUUUGUUGGAUAGUCCGUUGUAUCGAAAGGGGCCAAGCCGACGAAAGGCACGGAUCGCAAAAGACAAAAAAUCCCUGAAGAUGGGCGGCUGGCCACGCCCACCUGUCAACUACUGUAUUCUCAUCGCCAUGGCACUGAGUAGCAGCCACACAGGGAGCCUGAAUGUCCAGCAGAUUUACAACUUCACAAGGGAGCACUUUCCAUUCUUCCAGACAGCCCCCGACGGCUGGAAGAACACCAUUCGCCACAACCUGUGCUUCAGCAGCAGCUUCUGCAAGACCCCCUACCAGCUGUGCAGAGAGGGCAAGCGGAAGUCGUGCUUGUGGCACCUCACACUGGACGGCCGACACCGACUCGGGGACGAGAUCCGCACCUUGACUGGGGAGUCCUUCCAGCAGCUGAAGGGUAGCAUGUCCCACCCAGAUGUAAUCCAUACCUUGUUCGUGCUGUGAGUAUGACGGGAAUAGAAUCCAAACCAGGUUGCCAAGUGGUGUAAGACUGCAUAUGAAACUUGUAAUGGCCAAAAGGUUAUUCUGAAUAAAUAACCAUAUAUGUUGAA
Molecule: messenger RNA, 1142 nt
Organism: Gadus morhua (Atlantic cod)
Lineage: Eukaryota; Metazoa; Chordata; Actinopteri; Gadiformes; Gadidae
Gene: foxr1
Product: forkhead box R1
Exons: 8
Coding region: 115-1035 (306 amino acids)
Biological process (GO): regulation of DNA-templated transcription
Cellular component (GO): nucleus
Molecular function (GO): sequence-specific double-stranded DNA binding; DNA-binding transcription factor activity
Source: RefSeq, a predicted model, not a curated record